Trichomonas vaginalis G3 is the source of this 582-nucleotide messenger RNA. RefSeq names its product alpha-tubulin binding. The coding region runs from base 1 to 582 and encodes 193 amino acids. The record is from RefSeq and is a predicted model, not a curated record. Gene Ontology annotation, cellular component: mitotic spindle; axoneme. The transcript has a single exon. Gene Ontology annotation, biological process: mitotic cytokinesis; cilium-dependent cell motility; mitotic spindle organization. NCBI's taxonomy places the organism in Eukaryota, Parabasalia, Trichomonadida, Trichomonadidae. Gene Ontology annotation, molecular function: alpha-tubulin binding.
AUGGAUAUUCGUCCACCAGCAACUAUUCUUCAAUUUUCUGCAACGAUCAUAUCUGACAACAAGCAGGAUAAACUCCGCAGUUUUGUUGUUCAAUAUUAUGUCGAAGAUAAAGCCUUUCAAGUUUUCGAGAAAGUCGUUCCAAAUUCAGGAUUCAAUGGAGGAAAAUUCAUUACAAAGACAGUUUGCAAUAACCCAGAAACCGGAAAACCAUUUGAGCCAAAAGAUAUCUUUUUAGGAGCAAAAGUUAACAUUAAUGGAUUCAGAUUUAUCCUUCAAGAAGCUUCUGAAGAAUCCUUAAAGAUUAUGGAGUCUCGUCCUGAUGUAUUUGUUAAAGCAGAUCUCUCAGUUAUCAUUACUAAACUCAGAAAAGUCCUCGCAGGCAAAGCUCCAAAGAUAUUAGUAGAAUUCCAAAAGCAUGAUACUAAAAAGCAAUUUGUUGUACCUUUGGUUGACGUACAACAAGUUUUAGAAGUUUUUGGCAUCGUUAUGGGUGACCAAGAAUUUUUGACAUUAUAUAGAAGAUACCAGUUCGGAAAGAUAGAUGGUUUCAUGUAUCAAGACUUUUGCGAGGCCAUGGCAUAA